Messenger RNA from Aspergillus ochraceoroseus IBT 24754, 1119 nucleotides. RefSeq lists its product as uncharacterized. Lineage: Eukaryota; Fungi; Ascomycota; Eurotiomycetes; Eurotiales; Aspergillaceae. Gene Ontology annotation, molecular function: crossed form four-way junction DNA binding; flap-structured DNA binding; Y-form DNA binding. The record is from RefSeq and is a predicted model, not a curated record. The transcript has a single exon. The annotation marks the transcript as partial. Gene Ontology annotation, cellular component: mitochondrion.
UGGCUGCGCUCGCUCAAAACCGCCCAGUUGCAGCAUCUCGCGCAGAAAACCGGCAUCCCGAGCUCAGGACCCAAGGCGGCCCUGGUUAGGAAUUUGGAAUGCGGGCUUGGCGAGUGUUAUUUUGGUCUUCUUCCUCCUCCUCCUCCUCCUCCUGAUGCUCCUGCAGUAGUAGGCACAGGUGACGCCGCAAAGAAGCCGAAUGCGAGUAUGAGCAUCCUCAGCAUCGACAUGGGGAUUCGCAAUUUGGCAUUCUGUCAUUUGCUGGUGGAUCCGGCUUCUCCACACUCUAGGGAAGAGAUGGCGAUGCCAUCCGUAAAGCUAAACGCAUGGAACCGGAUCUCGCUCCCCCCGCGGAUGGUUUCGCCCGCGGAGUUUGCGCAGUAUUUAGCUUCUUCUUUUGCUGAACCCGACCCUGGCCCUGACCCUGGCACUGGAUCCGAGCGCGAGAAAGAAGAAUCCUUCCCCCUCCAUCUCUACGCAACCCACGCCUACGUGUUCCUCUCCACGCUCCUGGCCCGGUACCGUCCCACGCACGUGCUGAUUGAACGGCAGCGCUUCCGCUCCGCCGGGGCGAGCGCAGUGCAGGAGUGGAGUUUGCGCGUGGGUGUGUUCGAGGGGAUGCUGUAUGCUGUUUUGGUUGCGUUGCGCCAGCAGCAGCAGCAGCAGCAGCAGCAGCGCCGGCAACAACCGGGGUCAGGGCUCUCGCCUUGGGUGGUGGGGGUUGAGCCGGCGCGGGUGGGGCGGUAUUGGGCUUCUUCUGCUCCUCCGAACACAAGCAUACAAGAUUGUGAGAUACACAGAAAGAAAUCAACCACGAACGAAGGCAAACGGGUGAAGAUUGAUUUGGUUGCGGGGUGGCUUGAGAAUGGGCGGGUUCGGAUUCCUCCAGGGAACGAAGGCGAGGGCGAAGGCGAUCAGGUGGGGAGAUGGGUAGAUGGGUAUCUUGCUCGGUGGAGGAGAUCUCGGUCUGGAUCUCGGAAAGAAAAGGUGGAUGUGAAAGCAGAAGCAAAAGAAAGAAAAGUCGACGUGGGAAAACUGGAUGAUUUGGCGGAUUGUUUGGUCCAGGGCGUGACUUGGCUAGAGUGGCAGGUUAUGCGGGAGCGAGUGGUGCGAGAGGGA